UUGUUUUCUUGUUAGACUGCUGAGGCUCACUGGAGAGACCUCUGUGCUUGAAUUCAAUUAUUUCACUUUCCUGUGUGGAUUAGUGAUCCACCCUGCUGAAGACCUGUUGUCUGGUGCCUCAACUCCAGUGACUUAAGACUCUUCACCUGCUAGAUCAGCUCCUUCCAGAUGCCCUUUGGCACAUGAGUGCAAAUUUUUUGCCUUACUACUGUGUUCUUCAUGGAAAAGAAAAAUCCCAGAUUAGUGCUCUUGCAUUCAUUAACUUUUUGCUCUGCUCAGAAGACUUUAUUCUCUGGAUGUUUGCUUGUUUCCGUAGAUAUUGUGCCGUGUACCAUACUGGAUUUGCAAAAGUAUGUCAUAGACGGGGCAACAUACUGUUUCAGAAGACAAAGCUGAAUACAUCGGCAGAUAGUGUUCAAGUGGAUGUGAUUUGAUGAAACAAAUAAUAAUGAAAUAAAGUUCUUUCUGGGAUGACAUAAAAAUUUAGGUAGAGUAUUCCUAUAGAGGACACUCCAGCUGUAUUAGGACAUGUUUCCAGGGGUACAGUGUCUCCUUCCUCCCUGAAAUGUCUUCAGUAAUGUAACAUAAAAUUACAAUUCAAGACAAAUAAUAAAAGUGAACUGAGAGUUAACAAAAGCUUCAGGAUCUAUAACAAAGGAACAGUGGCCUCACAUUUAUCCAUUAAAAAGGUAAUGUGAUUUGAAGAUGCCAGCCCCCUGGCAAAUAUGCUGUGAUAAAAAAUCCAGAACUAAGAAUGGAAAAGCUGAAAUGGACCAUAUGGCAGAGGCGACUGAAAAAAUGCAGAUGAAAAAAGAAAUCACAUUACUAAAUGGAGUUUCUUUAAUUGUAGGGAAUAUGAUUGGCUCUGGGAUAUUUGUAUCGCCCAGAGGUGUUCUAAUGUACAGUGCUUCCUAUGGACUCUCGCUGCUCAUCUGGGCGCUUGGUGGGUUAUUUUCGCUGUUUGGAGCUUUGUGUUACGUCGAACUGGGAACAUCCAUUGUGAAGUCUGGAGGCAGUUAUGCCUACAUCCUGGAAGCAUUUGGUGCCAUUGUGGCCUUCAUCAGACUCUGGUCUUCCUUGCUAAUUAUCGAACCAACAACUCAGGCAGUGAUAGCAAUCACAUUCGCAAACUAUAUUGUUCAACCAAUUUUUCCUCAUUGUGAGCCUCCAUAUGAUGCAGUCAGGUUGAUUGCAGCUGCAUGUGUAUGUUCCUUAACAUUUAUUAAUUGUGUUAAUGUGAAGUGGGGAACCCGUGUGCAAGAUGUUUUCACAUAUGCAAAAGUUAUGGCUCUUAUCUUGGUGAUAUCUGUUGGCCUUUACAAAAUUGGUAAAGGGGAAACAGAAAACCUGAGAGCUCCGUUCGAGGGCUCAGCAACCAACCCAGGGAUGAUCGCCCUGGCUCUCUACUCUGCCCUCUUCUCCUACUCAGGAUGGGACACGCUCAACUACGUCACUGAGGAAAUGCAGAACCCCGAGAGGAAUCUACCUCUUUCUAUUGCAAUUUCAAUGCCUAUUGUGGCUAUUAUUUACUUGUUGACAAAUAUAGCAUACUACGUAGUGUUGGACAUGUCAACUCUGCUCACAAGUGAUGCAGUGGCUGUGACAUUUGGCAAUGAAACCCUUAGUCAUGCUAAGUGGAUAAUUCCUAUAGCAGUGGCCAUGUCUUGCUAUAGUGGCUUAAACUCAUCAAUUAUUGCAGCAUCUCGGCUUUUUUAUGUUGGAGCCAGGGAAGGACACCUCCCUGUCAGCCUGAGCUUGAUUCAUAUAAAGUGCUUCACACCAGUCCCUGCUCUCCUCUUCAAUGGCUUAAUGACAUUGCUUUAUCUCCUUGUGGAAGAUGUUUUCCUCCUCAUUAAUUACUACUGCUUCAACUACUGGCUCUUUGUGGGUCUGUCUAUUGCAGGACUAAUAUAUUUGAGAUAUACUCAGCCGCAUAGACCACGACCUAUUAAACUUAGCCUCUUCUUCCCUAUAGUAUACUGUUUAUGUUCCCUUUUCCUGGUCUUAGUUCCUCUCUACAGUGACACAAUCAAUUCUCUUAUUGGUGUUGGUAUUGCACUCUCAGGCAUUCCUGCAUAUUAUUUGGGAGUCUAUCUGCCAGUUGAAAAACGACCUAAAUGUCUACAGUGGCUCUCUGCUACAACAACAAAGUAUUUUCAGAUGCUCUUCUACUGUGCUCUGUCAGACCUGGACACAGACAUGGAACCUACAGCAGCUAAGAGUAAAUAGAGUUACCUUGACAUUGAGAGUUGGGCCAUGACAUCUCCUCCUUGGAGCAAUUUUUAUCAUCUGAAGUUCUCCCCAUGUGUUCAGUCAUACUAAAGCACUAAUCACUGUACUGUGCAUCAUUUUGAUGUCAGUUAAGUUUUGCUUGUUAGCAAAUUAGACUAAUUCAGUCUUCUGAAAUGGAAAAGACAAUAACUGUUAAAAAAAAAAAAAAAGGCUGUCAGCCUUGCAACCUAGACCACAAAAACAGGUGCUCCAGCUCAAAUAUGGUUUGUUGAUAUGCAGUGCCAUUUGUAAUCCUUGUUGGCAAGUCAUAGUUCCUUUCUGUAUUUAUAUUUGCAAGUAACCUACAUUGUUUCUAAUUUGAAUUUCAUCAUUCCUCUUCAAUUAAGGUAGUUUAAUCUUAUACAGAUCCCUGUAGUUUGUAGAAUUAUCGUGUUUCAUUGUCGUCUGCUCAGAGAAAGAGCAAUGGAAUAGGCAAUUGUUGCUACUUACACCUCUCUUCAUUCCCAUCCCACACUGUAAGGUCAGCUGCAGGAUUGUAAUUUCAUGUAUCUCCAACGCUGUGUUUGCUGAUAGGGCUCCUAUGAAAUCUUCUGUUUGCAUUUCAAAGCCAUAUGCAGUGGCAGCUUCUUUGCGGCAAGGUUUUCUUUCGAUACAAAGUAUGAACAAUGAAAAUGCAAUUAAUUAAGGUAAACAUGAAGAUAUUAGAGAUGCAUGUUUUGCUUUUUGGAAGCCACUGUUUUCAAGCACUAAAAUCAGUUAGGUAUCACACCCACAAAACAGAAAGAGAAAAGAAGACCUGGGAUGUAGCUGCAGCUCAGAAUAUGCCCAUGUACUCUUCACACACAACACGUCUCUGUCACACUAUAGCACCACUGUGCUCCUGCUCUAUGACUGUACAGAAAUAUUGCAUUUUCGUACCAUCUCUUACGAAGUGCUGGUUAGUGACAGAGCUGUGGUCCCAGACUGUAUCGGGGUACAGAGACAGUACAAACCCUACAAGCCGGUACCAAACUAAACGUGACAGUCUUUGCCUCCACGGAGUUCAAAGUCAUGCUUGAUGCUGAGCCAUGUAUCACACCAAGACACCAGAGGUGAUGUCUCAGAUGGUAACAGAUAGCAGCGUUACAGGUAGUGCAAUAAGGGUAUGGACUAAGACCACGUCCAUACAAAAUUCUGAGCUGAGAAACUUCUUUUGUUGUCUGUUCUUUGCUAAAAUCUGGUUUUGUUUGUAUCUGUGUAUCGGGUUUGGCUGAGAUGGAGUUCAUUUUCCCCAGAGCAGCCCCCACAGUGCUGUACUUUGCAUUGGUAGCUAGAAACUUGUUGAUAACACAUCUGUGUUUUGGCUACUGCUGAGCACAGCAUCAGCAGUCUUCCCAGCAUUCCACCCCACAUCAGUAGGCUGGGGAUGGGCAGGAUCUUGGGAGUGGACACAGCUAGAAUAGCUGACCCAAAUUGACCAAAAGGAUAUUCCAUACCAUGUGACAUAAGCUCAGAUAUAAAAGCUAAGAAAAGAAGCAGGAAAGGGGGGCAUUAGUUAUUUACAAAGUUUGCCUUCCAGAGCAACUGCUAUGUGUGCUGAAGUCCUGCUUCCCAGGAAGUGGCCGGACAUCACUUGCUGAUGGGAAGUAGAGGAUAAAAUUAUUUUUCUCACUCUUUGCUUGUGCACAUUUGCUUUAGCAAACUGCUUUAUCUCAACUUUCAAGUUGUUUUCCAUCUUAUUUUCUCUACCAUGUCCAGCUGAGAAGGGGGAGUGAGAGAGCAAUUUGCUAGGCACCCAGCAUCCAGCCAAAGUCAACCCACCACAGCCUGUUAAAUUUCUGGGUAUGACCCACAAGCCUUCACUUUCUUUCUGGACAGAAGGAAAGCAGUAGUCAGAUGCAAGGUUAUAAAUGUAAAUAAAGUCAUUGAAAUUCUCCAUGGACAUUGGAAUCUCAGAUAUGUUAAUGUGUUUGUUGAUUUUUCACUUCUUACAAAUAAUAUAUGUAAGUUAUUGCCAAAUAUCUAAAGUAAGUCAUAGAUGUUGCAAGUGUUUAAACAAAUAAACAUUUGAGCCUUG
Messenger RNA from Chiroxiphia lanceolata (lance-tailed manakin), 4288 nucleotides. RefSeq names its product Y+L amino acid transporter 2-like. The transcript is spliced from 11 exons. Bases 706 to 2229 code for a protein of 507 amino acids. Gene Ontology annotation, biological process: amino acid transmembrane transport. Gene Ontology annotation, cellular component: membrane. Lineage: Eukaryota; Metazoa; Chordata; Aves; Passeriformes; Pipridae. Gene Ontology annotation, molecular function: L-amino acid transmembrane transporter activity. The record is from RefSeq and is a predicted model, not a curated record.